Messenger RNA from Alnus glutinosa, 1236 nucleotides. RefSeq lists its product as uncharacterized. Bases 1 to 837 code for a protein of 278 amino acids. The transcript is spliced from 3 exons. Lineage: Eukaryota; Viridiplantae; Streptophyta; Magnoliopsida; Fagales; Betulaceae. The record is from RefSeq and is a predicted model, not a curated record.
AUGGAUCUUGGGAUCGUGUACAAGUCUCGAAUCAAUUUCAGAACUUCCUGCAAGUUUAGGCAUGUUGGAUGCAAAUGGCUGCUCAUAAUUGCAGAGACUCCCAAAUGUGCCGAACCGGGAAAGGUUAUAUACAUCUUUUUUCAUGGAUGGUACGGUUGUGAGAGUCUAGCAUAUGAUUUCAGGAAGAGUCUUCCCCAGUUCUUGUCCAAGUGUGGUGACCGGUGUCGUUACAUUGUGCUCCCUGGUGAUGAGGUUCCAAAUUGGUUCAGCCAUAAGAGAAAUGGAUCGAAUUCGAUAUCCUUUCAAAUACCUUCACUUCCAAAGGCUCAAAUCAAGGGGUUGUUUGUUUGUGCUGUUUGGGCACCCGACGAAGAAAUAGUGGAGAGAUUCUUGUUCUACUCGCUGCUCUUUAUUAACAUUAACAACAACCGCUCUUUGGAUAUAAACCCCCAUGGGGUUCCUUUAAGGUUUGUUGACGAUCAAUAUUCCUGCGGCCAUCUUUCCUGCAUGGUGUAUAUACCCAAUCCAUUUGCUGAAGAUGAAAUAGCAAGUGGAAUGGAAAAGACGAUAUCCUGGGUAUCGGAUCUCGAUCUCGGUGAAGCAGCAGUGAACAAGUGUGGAAUUCAUCUAGUCGUAGAUGAGGCAAAUGCAAUAAUCGAUUCAGAAUAUUCAAAGGAUAUGGGCCCUGUUUGGUGUACCCCCACCCCCCUUUCCCCCGCAACAGGAUUCUCUCCGGUUGAACUGGAGAGGAGCACGAUAGUAAGCCUAUGUCGGUCCUUUCACACAACCGGAGAGGAUCAAGUCCCUUUCCCCCGCAAUAGGAUCCUCUCCAGUUGAAACUCAACUGGAGAAUAUCCAGUUCCCUUUCCCCCUCCCCCCAUUCACUCUGUCAGGAAAUGAACCUGUAUCAACUGCCAAAAGCCACAAAUUCAAACACUCCAAGUCACAUUGUUGGAGAAGCAUCCCAAGCCACCAGAAAAUUCCCAUUUUACCCCUGCUUUCCACAUUCCUAACCCCGACCGUGUUUCGCAAUCCCUGGACCUAGCUUUCUCUCUCUAGGUUUGGAUCUCGCUUUGUUUCAAUUGCAGGUACGAGCUGUAGGGUUUCCUCGACUUGUUACUUCCUUUGUACAAUAUUAUUCGUUGAUGAUUGUCUUUUCUAAUUGAAAUUUUUGGAUUGAUUUAGUGUUCUGUUAUGGAGUUGGGUGUUGUUUGAGUUUCUGUUGUUUAGUUGUUG